AUGCGAUCUCUUCUUCUUUACCCCCUCAUGGUGGCUUCCUCGGCUCUCGCGGAGAAGCUUCUCUACCGAAAUACCUUUGACAGCAGCGAUGCUGUUGCGGAUUGGGUCGCAGAGGGUCCUGUCAAUGCCACCAUCAACAACCACACUCUGGAAUUAAGCGGCGCUGGCGGUAUUGACGACCAUUUUGUUUUUUGGGCUCCUGAAGUCUUUCCCGACCGCAUUCGCAUCACCUGGGAGUUCACGCCCAUCAGGGAGCCCGGCCUGGCCAUGUUCUUCUUUGGUGCUGCCUCUGUAGCAGGUGGCAGCAUCUUUGACAAGAGCCUGGCUCCUCGCAAUGGUUCCUAUCCUCAGUACCACUCUGGUGAUAUCCGAACUCUGCACGCCUCAUAUUUCCGUCGACGAUGGCUUGAAGAGCGGGCCUUCCACCUUGCCAAUCUCCGAAAGUCGCCCGGUUUCCACCUCGUCUCCCAGGGCGCUGAUCCUAUCCCUUCUGUUGAGGAUACCCAGGGAGCCUAUUACAAGGUCGAAGUCAUCAAGGACAAGCGGGAUGUUCGAUUUUCGGUCAACGGCUUGCUAUUGUUUGAGUGGGAGGAUGUCGAUCGUUCUACGGGCCCUGUUGUUCGGGAUGGGCGUAUUGGGUUCCGUCAGAUGAAUCCGUUUGUUGGGCGGUAUCGCAACUUGGAAGUGUGGAAACUGUGA
Clonostachys rhizophaga is the source of this 699-nucleotide messenger RNA. NCBI's taxonomy places the organism in Eukaryota, Fungi, Ascomycota, Sordariomycetes, Hypocreales, Bionectriaceae. The record is from the annotation of a GenBank genome assembly.